CGCGUGCCUUGUUGGCGGGUAGAAAAGCAAAGCCCGGACCUUGGCCCGCGUUCGAGGGCAAAGUAAAAAACGCAGCAGGCGAAGGCGCCCGCGUCACCAGGGACAGGCGUGCGAAACUAGUCUGGGGCCACCGACUUGCGCGGCGCGUCGCGCAUGCGAUGGGCAAAGGCGCGCGCGGGCGUACAUCAUGCGGGCGCGAGGAAUGACAGAAGCAAGUACACAGCGAAGGCGCAUAAUGUUUCAAAGGCGGGCGCUUCCCAGCGAAGUUUCUGCGCGCCGCCUCGGUGCGCCAAAAUGUAUUGUGAAGGCGCGCCGCUACCAUACGAAUUUUGUAGGUGGGCAAAAAGACAUACUUUGGCGGGCUCGGUGCUGCCAUACGUUACAAACCGCACCGGGCUCGGUGCUGCUUUUUGGCGGGUUUUCUCGAUGAAAAAAGCGCGAAAAUUGUAACGCCCCACAUACGAUUUGGCGUGCCGAGUCGUAUGUGCGUACCUAGGCCACGUCAUAGAUGAGUUACUAGUACAUCACUGCUUUUGUGGUUACGCCCAACGGGGUCCCCCGCACGUGCCAACGCUAAGAUCGUAAAAUGGAUUUCCCCAUCGUCGUCGACCUCCAGCUCCACUCCGACCUUCCCAACGGUCCCUACGGCGAAGGAAAGGGGUCCGGCUUAUCCCUGACCAUCCACGUCUUGAACGGUACAACGUACGGCCAGGUCGCCCGGAUCAUCAAAACGCAAUGGGAAGCGGAACGGGCGAAAAUGACGGGUGGGCUGGGAGUGAUGUCUGCUCUGCCGGGCGGUAGCACAAAUACGAAAAACGGCAGCUACAAGGAGAACUGGGUGGUGCAAAAGAUCAAGUACCAGAAGAAUUUCAUCCACUUUAUAACCUGCUCAGCUGUUACAAUCUCAAACGUUGCAACAGAGUCUGGAAUUUGUGUUGCAUGAUGAGCAUGACAGACUCGCACAGCGUUCCACUUUUUGCAAUACAAAUUUCGCCAGAUUUGCAGUGGGGUUCGGGGCUCCGGAACUUGUCAUGCGCAACCCUAUGAGAGCUGGCCAGAUCAUGCACUCUUGCGUCACAGAUUUCCAUACUCUAUUGUAACGUUUGAGAUUUUUGUAACACCUGAGCAGGUUAUACACUUCGCGAGUUCGGGGGAGAAUAAACUGGUCGAGCAGGGGAUGCACGACGUGAUUUUGGUGUUGGAUCAGGAUCUGGACGAGGAUGAAAACGGGAACAAGCAGGGGAGGCGGAGGAGGAGACGUGGUCGCCUUCUCUUACGCUGUUGUCCUCUUGGUUGAUCAUCAUCAUGGUAUCGACGUUGAUUUCCGCAUGCUGGAGAGGACAUGCGUUUCUGAUGUUGUUGAGUUCAGUUGUAUAAGUAAGUACUCCACCCAUUCCUGACGGCACCUGAUUGUGCAACUCUGCGAUGACGAGCGUUCGUUUACCAUUCCAAGAAGAUUGAAGAUCAUGAAAACUCCAUCUUGAUGCGCCGCUAUGGCUGAACACUCUUACCACGACCUCGAAUGCGGGGUGACCGGGUGCUAGGCCUGGUCUGG
Messenger RNA from Amoebophrya sp. A120, 1555 nucleotides. The record is from the annotation of a GenBank genome assembly. NCBI's taxonomy places the organism in Eukaryota, Dinophyceae, Syndiniales, Amoebophryaceae.